AGUGAAACAGCCCAGGGUGCGGGAUUAGUGGGAGAGCGGGUUCCGUGUUGUUCUGUGGCGGCGUGUGGGGCGCGUCAGGGGCUGUCGGACUACAACUCCCAGCAUCCAAUGUGCGGGCUCUGUAGGGAGAAGAAAUAAAACAAAAAAGAAGACGCAGAGAAGCCCCAGAAGCCAACGAUCCAUUGGUUUGGUUUUUGCCCAUUAGACCGUCCAACACCAGGAAACCCACACAUUGGAGAGAAUAAUCUGUAUCCGACUGAGAAAAAGCUUUGGUGCAAUGAGCAUUCCCAACUUCCCUCAGUGGCAAACUUCCCAGCUUCCCUCCGUGGCAAAACGUUACGGAUGCACAGAAUGUGGGAAGACGUUAUCGUCAUUAAGCAACUUGUACACUCACCAGAGAAUCCACACCGGGGAGAAACCCCACACCUGCACAGAAUGUGGGAAGAGUUUCUCUGUAAAGUAUCAUCUAGUCAAGCACUUUAAAACUCACACAGGAGCGAAACCGUUCAUGUGUAUGGAAUGCGGUAAAACCUUCUCCGAGAAAGACCAACUUCAGGCGCACUCAAGGGUUCACACAGGGGAGAAACCAUUUUCUUGUGUAGAAUGUGGGAAGCGGUUCAGCAGUAAGGGAGGCCUGCAGUACCACCACACGACUCACACAGGGGAGAAACCUUUCACUUGCACAGAGUGUGGGAAAUGUUUCCCGAAUGUCUCCGGCCUUAAUAGUCAUCGCUUGAUCCACGCAGGGGAAAAACCAUUUCCUUGCACAGUUUGUGGGAAGAGUUUCAUUUCAAGGAGCGACUAUAUCGGGCACAGUAGGAUUCACACAGGGGAGAAACCAUUUGCCUGCACUGAGUGUGGGAAACGUUUCUGUCUAAAGACCAACCUUACCAGGCACUACGUGAUUCACACAAGGGAGAAACCUUUGAAAUUGGGCAGCAGUUCCUCUAAAAACUACAGCCUUCCUGCCCCACCCUUGGGAGAGAUGUUCGAUAUGAACAGAAUGUGGGAAACUAUUUUCUCUAAAGAUCAACCCUACCCGGCAUCACAUGACUCACACAGGGGAGAAACCUUUGUAAUGGGGCAACAGUUCCUCUACAAACUACAGCCUUCCUGCCCCUCCCCUGGGAGGGAUGUUCGACAUGAGCAGAAUGUGGGAAACGUUUUGGUCCAAAGAGCAACCUACCAGGCAUCAAAUGACUCGCACAGGGGAGAAACCUUUGUAAUGGGGCAACCGUUUCUGUACAAACUACAGCCUUCCUGCCCCUCCCCUGGGAGGGAUGUUCGACAUGAGCAGAAUGUGGGAAACGUUUUGGUCCAAAGAGCAACCUACCAGGCAUCAAAUGACUCGCACAGGGGAGAAACCUUUGUAAUGGGACAACCAUUCCUCUGCAAAGUCGAGCCUUCCUGCCCCUCCCCUGGGAGAGAUGUUUGACCACUUACCAACGUACAUGGGGGCUUGUGUGUCUGAAUCUCGUAGAUCUUUAGUUAUUUACUGUUUUUAGAAAAAUAUCAUGUCACAAGCUUUUCCAUCCGUUCCCUGUUUUCUACCAAUUAGCAACAAUUAUUACAAUAAAGUAGAGUGUGAAUGUA
This is a messenger RNA of Xenopus tropicalis (tropical clawed frog), 1593 nucleotides long. It is a transcript of the gene znf84, whose product is annotated as zinc finger protein 84. Gene Ontology annotation, cellular component: nucleus. Lineage: Eukaryota; Metazoa; Chordata; Amphibia; Anura; Pipidae. The record is from RefSeq and is marked provisional.